AUAUUUUGCAUUGAUUCGGGAUUCGGGGAUUCACUAAUCGACUGGAAACUAGAAAUCCAGAUGCAUAUUACUCAUAAUUAGAUCAACCUUAGCCUAAUAUUUAGGCAUAAAUUGUAACAAGUUAUUGUAUAGUUGGGUAAUGACUUGGUGUGUUGGUGUUGAAACUGUUUAUCUUGGCUGGAAUGUUUUGGGACACACCAUGGAGAUGGGAAGAUAUGUGUGGACCGACCGGGCUGCAGCCCUGGGAUCACUCGUCAAAGGACAUGGGGCUGUGCUUCCAGCAGUUGUUUCUGCAAAUACCUCUGUACUUCAUCAUUGCUGUCGUGUCGGGGUACUAUAUCGGCUACAGGAGGGAUUGGGUGAUAAGAGAGAAGUUACAGGAGCGUACAAUAGUUCUCCGUAGCUUUGUUGUACUGACUUUAGUUUUUAUCCCGAUAGUAGAACUGUAUAUUUUUAUUACGAAAGUGGACUUUGUGUUGCUGCCUGUAGAUUAUUUUGUGGCUGGGGCAUCAUGCUUGUCUUGGCUGGUGCAUUUUGGAUAUGUGUUAUCUCUGAAGCACCGGCUAGGCUCGAGUUCCCGCGGGCCGUCAGUGCAGUUGUUCCUCUGGGGGCUGACGGUGGUGCUCAAUGUGAUAUCUCUCCGUAGCUGUGUUAUUCUCGGAGGCCCUGUUGCCUUCUAUGUUGCCACGCUGUGUUGCCAUGUAAUGUACUUUGUUACUCUAAUACCAUCAAGUGAAUCCAGGCCUACUUACUACUCAGCCUGCCUGGUUGGAUCACAACAUGCUCAUAAUGAGUAUACACCAUUGAUGCCACAUAUGGACGAAGGUAUCUUAGGCACAGCUAUGCAAGGCAAUGGCUGCAUAUCACAAUUACUGUUUUUAUGGGUGAAUCCACUGCUAAAGAAAGGUUUUGACAAGAAACUGCAGGACCCAGAGGAACUAUUUGACAUCCCGGCAAAGUACCGGUGUGCUUAUGUUGGGGCUAAAAUGGACAGAGCACUGAUUGGCAAUGUAGAUAACUACCAGCAGUAUGCCGAGAUACCACAUGAACCUUUUAUCAGUUCAGGCUACGGCGCGCUGGGCGAGUCGGCACCGCAGUCGUCAACGCCGGUGACGCCGACCUCGCGUGUACCGCUGCGCCGUCGCCGAAACGUGACUCUUCUUCGCGCACUGCACUCGUGUUUCGCGUACCAAUUCUAUAGCAUCGGCGUGUUGAAGUUGGUGUCGGACAUGGCGGGCUUCGCUGGCCCUAUGCUACUCAAUAGGCUGGUCGCGUUCGUUGAGGAUGAGAGUAUCGAUCAGCAUUAUGGCUACAUUUAUGCAGCAGGUCUCAUGGCGUCCACCCUAAUAUCCACCAUAUUCAACGUGCACUUCAACUGGCUGAUGUCUCUCAUCGGCCUCAAGAUGCGCGGCGCCAUCGUCUCAACCAUACUUCGCAAGACCCUGAGCGUGACAUCCACUGAGCUGAAUAAGUCGUUCUCGGUUGGAGAGAUAACGAAUUUUAUGUCCACGGAUACGGAUAGAAUUGUGAAUUCUUGUCCCAGUUUUCAUGCUUUGUGGAGUAUUCCCUUGCAGCUCUUCAUUACCCUAUUCCUCCUCUACCAACAAGUGGGUAUCUCCUUCCUGGCCGGUGUAGCUUUCUCUGUCCUCCUCAUCCCCAUAAACAAGUUCAUCGCCAACAAGAUCGGCCAGCUCAGCACGGAGCUGAUGAAACACAAGGACUCCCGUGUUACUCUGAUCAGUGAUUUACUCCGGGGCAUUAGGACCGUGAAAGUGCACGUUUGGGAGGACUACUUUAUAAACAGAGUAACAGAGUCCCGAACAUUGGAGCUGAAGUACCUGCGCUGGCGCAAGUAUCUGGACGCGAUCUGCGUAGUACUGUGGGCCACCACGCCCGUGCUAGUGUGCGCGCUCACGCUGGGCGUGCACGCGCUCCGCGGCCAGCCGCUCCUAGCGCCCACCGUGUUUACAACAGUGGCUCUAAUCAACAUGUUGAUCGCGCCGCUGAACGCGUUCCCGUGGGUGCUGAACGGGCUUACUGAGGCCUGGGUGUCUAUCAAGCGGAUACAGAAACUCUUAGACCUCCCAGACAUGGACCCGGAGCGUUACUACGACAAACUGAACACAAAUCGCAACGAAGAGAACAUGUUCAUGAUAAACAACGCCACCUUCGCCUGGGCCAAGCCACCCGAGCGUAGGAUACCCCAACCCAGUAGAAGAGGCAAGGGCAAGUCCAAGAAGAAACAGUCUAAGGGGAUCAUACAGGCCAGCGAUACGACAAACGAAGUGGUGGAACACAGCGAACCAUUCAUGCUGCGCGACAUUUCCCUAGAAAUCGAGCGAGGGGAGCUAAUAGGCAUCACUGGGAGCGUUGGCAGUGGGAAAACGUCCCUCCUACACGCCAUUAUGGGGGACAUGGUUAGGAAGAGUGGGGAUAUACAGAUUCCUGAGAGUCUUAGCAGUUUUGGCUACGUGUCUCAGAAACCGUGGUUGAUACGGGGAACAAUCCGGGAUAACAUUUUAUUCGGCAAGCCAUACGAUGAGACUAAAUUCCAGACAGUUAUUGAAGCUUGUGCUCUUACUGAGGACCUGAACGUGGUGGGCUGGGGCGCGCACGUGGGCGAGGGCGGCUGCACGCUCAGCGGCGGCCAGCGCGCGCGCAUCGCUCUAGCACGAGCAGUUUAUCAGGACAAGCAAGUGUAUCUACUAGACGACAUAUUCUCCGGCGUGGACACGCGCGUCGCUCAACACAUAAUGCAGCGCUGCGUGCUGGGCCUGCUGAAACGAACAACACGAAUACUGGUGUCACCAUCACCGCGCAUACUGGCCCGCUGUUCACGAACGGUGCUUAUACAUGACGGCCGAAUACAAGCGUUGGGACCUCCAGAAGCGGUGCUAAGUGAGAUCGAGGAGUACCUCCCUAGCGACUCGGACGCGUUCGAAGAGGAACCUCCCAAGACCGUCGCGCCCGCACCGGACAAUCAAGACAGUGUCAGUCGAAACAGCUUAGACGAGGAUGAAGCGAUGUCGGAAGGCACAGUCGGCUGGUGGGUGCUAGGCCUGUACCUCCGCUCCGUCGGUUUCUUCCUCUCCAUCGCCAUAAUUCUCUCCCUCAUCCUCAUGCAACUCUCCCAGAACUUCACCUUCGUGUGGCUCACCUUCUGGGUGCGCAACAAAUCGCGCAACAUCACCGAGACCACCGCCCACGAGAACACAACCACUUUAGACCACGGAUUUAACGCUAUAGAUACUGUUAUUGACACGAUAAUGAACAUGUCACAACAGUUUAUCAGCCACUUGGAUCGUAACGUUACGCCAACUAUAGGACUUCAAGCGCCAGCGAAUGUGACGCCGAGUUAUGACGAUGACUUCUAUUUGGGAGUGUAUUUUGGACUAGCGGGAUUAAAUUUGUUGUUUACGGUGAUGCGAGCGUUCCUGUUCGCUUACGGCGGCGUGCAAGCGGCCGCUAGGAUACAUAAGAUCCUUCUUAGAGUCGUGACAAAGGCAAAAAUAAAAUUCUUUGACGUGACCCCGACGGGGCGGAUUCUCAAUCGCUUCUCAUCUGACACGUAUACAGUUGACGACUCGCUGCCAUUUAUUAUGAACAUAUUUUUAGCUCAAGUAUUCGGUUUAGUAGGGGCGGUCGCAGUGACGGUAUACGGGCUUCCCUGGUUACUAGCGGGCGUGGUUCCCGUGGCAUUCAUCUACUACAGCUUGCAGCGUUUAUACCGCGUCACAUCUCGACAACUCAAGCGGCUGCAGAGCGUUACUCUAUCGCCCGUGUACGCACAUUUCAACGAUACGCUAGAAGGUUUAUCGACAAUCCGCGCGCUCGGCGCCGGGCCGCGCUGGGCCGACCGCGGCGAGGAGCUGGUCGAGGCGUGGCAGCGCGCCGCGCUCUGUGGCGCCGCCGCCGCUCAGUGGCUCGGCCUGAGGCUGCAAGCUUGUGCUGGCGCCUGUGUGGCCGCUGCUGCGUUGCUGGCUGCUAUGCAGCGCGCCACUCACGCUUUAGACCCAGGUCUCGUGGGUCUGGCGAUCUCCUACGCGCUGUCCAUGACAUCCAUACUCGCAAACGUGCUCAACUCCUUCACUGAGACCGAGCGAGAGAUGAUCGCCGUCGAGCGCGUCGGCGAGUACAUUACGCAGGUGGAGAGUGAGAAAACUGACGGCGAGCCGCCGCCUUACGGUUGGCCCUCGCAGGGCGUCGUCAGCUUCGAGGAUGUCCAUCUUAAUUACAGUCGCGACGGUCGCGGCGCGGCGUUGCGCGGCGUCACGUUCUCCAGCUACCCGGGCGAGAAGCUCGGCGUCGUCGGCCGCACCGGCGCCGGCAAGAGCUCGCUGCUGCACGCCGUCCUGCAGCUGGCGCCCACCGCGGCCGGCAGGGUGGUGGUGGACGGCGUGCCCGUGCACACGCUGCAGCUGCACGCGCUCAGGUCCCGGAUAGGCAUGAUCCCGCAAGAACCCUUCAUCUUCACGGGCAGCGUCCGCGAGAACGUGGACCCGCUCCGGCAGCACUCGGACGCUGAGGUGUGGCGCGCUCUGGAGCGGUGCGGCGCCGAGGACGCGCUGCGUGCGCGCGGAGGCUUGGCUGCCCCCGCCGCGCCGUUGUCGAGGGGCCUGGCACAGUUGCUGUGCCUUGCGAGGGCGCUGCUACAGAGAGCUAAGAUCGUCCUAAUAGACGAAGCUACAGCGAACCUCGACCAAGAAACCGAGCGGCUAAUCCUCGACACGAUCCGCAGCGCGUUCGGCGGCUCCACCGUGCUCCUCGUCGCGCACCGCGUGCUCGGCGUGCUCGAGUGCUCGAGAGUGCUCGUCAUGGGAGGGGGGAAGUUGCUCGAGUUUGACACGCCAACCGAGUUGCUCGCGGAUCCUACGUCGCAGUUGUACGCGUUGGUGCAUGCUCACGACCAGUGAUCGAUCUCUUUAACCGUAACGUUGCAAAUGUUAUUACGAAGUCGAAGGUAUAGUGCGACAUAAAAUAGUAGAAAUUAAGUAAACAGGAACGAAAAAAAAUCCAUACUAAAUUGUUGCCAUGUUUAAGUAUUUUACGUCAAAAAUGUGACAGUUACGUAGGAAGUGGCGCCCUCAAUAAUUUUCUACAAUUUCUUUUCGAACUAUAGUUUAUUUAUUUAUUUAUUUAUUUAAGAAACAAACAGUCUUCUAUAGUUAUACAUAACACUGGAAAUUUUCUUAAAGCUAGACUUACAGUUUCCUUAAUGAAAAUAUUUUAACCACAUGUUUAAUAAAGUUUCUACAGAGUAAAACAGAGCUAUUUGUGCAAACAAGAACAAAAACAAUAACAACAAUAAUGAAAAAAAAAAAAAAGAUGCAAGAGUAUCAGGGUGUUAACAAUUAAAUUGUAUAUAAACUGAAUACUAAAAAGGUUUUACUAUUCUUAUUACUUAUUAACGUUCAAUACUGAGAUUUUUUCCUUUAUGACGCGCCUUUUAUGACGCGCGCGUAAAAAUACAGAAACAAAAUACAAAAACAAGGUUUACUUGCCUGAUUGUCAACGGAGUGGUCGGCGUGCUCGAGUGCUCGUGAUGGGAGCGGGAGGUUGCUCGAGUUUGACACGCCUACUGAACUACUGGCGGAUCCUACGUCACAGUUGGUGCACGCUCAUGACCAGUGAAAUCGGAGAUUAACUUUAAUCGCCGAAAAUGUUAUAAUAAAGUCAAUAUGCAAAUAAUCGACGCCGCGCGCGUAAAAACACAGAGGCAAAAUACAAAAAUAAAAACCGGCCAAAUUAUGGCAUUCCUUUUACGUUAAGUAUUAUAAAAACUUGUAUUUAAAUGAAAACAGUACUAUUUGAAGUCAAGCAUAGGCUAAAAUAUUACUAGUCUGCAAAAUAUUACUUAGAUAUGGUGUGAUAUAAUAUUAUUACGAGUAUGUUGAAUGAAUAUUUGUACUUUUAGGUUAAUUAUUUACUUAUGAAUUCAAGUAUUUAUAAUAGAACAGUUAUGUGAUUACCAAAGUUUACUUGCAUACUGUACUUAUGAUGUUAUACAAUUUUAGUUUUAGUGUAAGUAUUCAAGAAUCAUGUUGCUCCAUUAUAACUUAAGUGUCGUAUUUAUAAAUAAAUAAAUAAAUAAAAAUAAAAAUUUAACAAUCACAUGACAAAUUAAUUGGCAGAUAUAAGAGAUUAUUAUUUUCAGAUAAAAGUAUAAAACUAAAAUAAUACUAAUUGGUAAUAUUGUUCUUGACUUUAUUAAAUUGUAAACAAAGCACUGAACUGACUGAAAUUAUCAAAAAAUCCAAUAAUUAGUUAAAACCUUAGUCAAUUAAACUAAAUUCGACCUCAUGACUUCCUUAUAUAAUAAAUGUAAUACGAAACUAGUUGUAAGAUAAUUACUUUGUUAAUUGAAUUAUGUUAUCUUGUCCUAGUUUCCCUUGUGAUAUUAUAUUUUUAUAUGCAA
Molecule: messenger RNA, 6415 nt
Organism: Cydia strobilella
Lineage: Eukaryota; Metazoa; Arthropoda; Insecta; Lepidoptera; Tortricidae
Product: ATP-binding cassette sub-family C member 10
Exons: 23
Coding region: 183-4913 (1576 amino acids)
Biological process (GO): transmembrane transport
Cellular component (GO): membrane
Molecular function (GO): ABC-type transporter activity; ATP hydrolysis activity; ATP binding
Source: RefSeq, a predicted model, not a curated record